AUGCUCAUCCUUCAGCACCCCUGCUCUUUCACCCACCUUUCCCCCUUCUUGGCAGUGGCCACACCCCGCGACGCCGAGAUCCGGAAGGACGUGCAGACCUACUACGGGCAGGUGGUGAAGAAAUCGGCCGACCUCCAGGCCACUGCCUGUGUCACAGCAGCCAGGCCAGUUCCCAAGCACAUCCGGGAAGCCCUGCGGAGUGUACAUGAGGAAGUGGCCUUGAGGUAUUAUGGCUGUGGUCUGGUCAUCCCUGAGUGCCUGGAAAACUGCUGGAUUUUGGACCUGGGCAGUGGAAGUGGCAGAGAUUGCUAUGCACUUAGUCAGCUGGUUGGUGAGAAGGGACAUGUCACUGGAAUAGACAUGACAGAAAGUCAGGUGGAAGUGGCCAAAAAGUACAUUAAUUAUCACAUGAAAAAGUAUGGCUUCCAGGCACCCAAUGUGACUUUUAUUCAUGGCUACAUAGAGAACCUGAGAGAGGCUGGAAUCAAGAAUGGGAGUUACGAUAUCGUUAUAUCAAAUUGUGUUAUUAACCUUGUGCCUGAUAAACAACAAGUGCUGCAGGAGGUAUAUCGAGUGCUAAAGCAUGGCGGAGAGCUGUAUUUCAGUGAUGUCUAUGCCAGCCUUGAACUGCCAGAAGAAAUCAGGACACAUAAAGUUUUAUGGGGUGAGUGCCUUGGUGGCGCUUUGUACUGGAGGGACCUUGACAUCCUUGCUCAAAAAAUUGGGUUCUGCCCUCCACGUUUGGUGGCUGCCAAUCUGAUUACGAUUCAAAACAAGGAACUAGAAGGAAUUAUUGGUGACUGUCGCUUUGUUUCUGCAACAUUUCGCCUUUUCAAACUCCCUGAGACAGGACCAGCCAAGAGAUGCCAGGUUAUUUACAAUGGAGGAAUCACAGGACACGAAAAAGAACUAAUGUUUGAUGCAAACUUUACAUUUAAGGAAGGUGAGAUUGUUGAAGUAGAUGAAGAAACAGCAGCUAUUUUGAAGGGCUCACGUUUUGCCCAAGAUUUUCUGAUGAGACCAGUUGGAGAGAGGUCGCCACCAUCUGGGAGUUGUUCUGCUUUAGAAUCAAAGGAUGUCAUCACAGAUCCAUUCAAGCUUGCAGAAGAGUCUUGUAAUACCAAGUCCAGAUGUCCUCCUGGUGUUGCUGGAGGCUGCUGUGGCUCAAAGAAAAGGUGCUAG
Messenger RNA from Orycteropus afer afer, 1182 nucleotides. RefSeq names its product arsenite methyltransferase (gene AS3MT). Gene Ontology annotation, molecular function: arsenite methyltransferase activity. Gene Ontology annotation, biological process: toxin metabolic process; arsonoacetate metabolic process. Lineage: Eukaryota; Metazoa; Chordata; Mammalia; Tubulidentata; Orycteropodidae. The record is from RefSeq and is a predicted model, not a curated record. The transcript has 10 exons. The coding region runs from base 1 to 1182 and encodes 393 amino acids. Gene Ontology annotation, cellular component: cytosol.